Messenger RNA from Polistes canadensis, 6400 nucleotides. RefSeq names its product neuroendocrine convertase 2 (gene amon). The coding region runs from base 877 to 2778 and encodes 633 amino acids. Gene Ontology annotation, biological process: protein processing. Gene Ontology annotation, cellular component: trans-Golgi network; Golgi membrane. Lineage: Eukaryota; Metazoa; Arthropoda; Insecta; Hymenoptera; Vespidae. The transcript is spliced from 12 exons. The record is from RefSeq and is a predicted model, not a curated record. Gene Ontology annotation, molecular function: serine-type endopeptidase activity.
AUAUGAUGCGAGUGAAGUCACGUGACAUCGAGUGUGUUCGGCCGACGACAUCUGAAACUCGCGAAAACGACUUUUAUUUGUAAUAUUUCAACUCGCUUCGACACUUCUUUCUUUUUCCGAUAUUGGUUAUUUAUUUGUUGAAUAUAUUACUCGUCAAAUGUUUUAUUUUUUUCUCAAAUGAAAAUAUUAUUAAUUUUGUCGCAAUAUAAAAGUAAUCCGAAUUUGUUUUCAUUAGUCGAAUUUAUCUGAAUAUUAUAUGAGAAAUAUUAAUUGAAAGAUAAUAGUGUGAUAACGUGUUAAUGAGAGAGGAAGAAGAGAGAGAGGAGGAUGAUAGAGGAAUUGAUAGAAAAAUGGCGCGUAGAACGGAAAGGAAAAUAAGGAUCGUACGAUAUAGAAUAAGGUUUUAGACGAGAAGCGCAUGAACCGAACGGUUUGAGGAAUAGGAUCGAGCAGGCAGUCAUAUUGUACUGGUAGUCAGUCCACUGGUAGUCGUUCUCCGUCGAGCUUGAAGAAAGCACGUGUUUACUUACUUACGUCAACGAAUCCACCAUCGGCACUACUACCAACAAAAGCAGCAUUGGGGUACCAGUAACAACACAUCAGUUGCGACAUCAUCUCUAGUCACCACUAUUAACCUGAAGUAAAGGAUCCUAGGCACCAUUGGGUGUUCUCUCUUCGUCUUUCAACCCUUUAUCCCCUCCAAUCAUCGAGACUCUAGUAUACACAUAUUUCGUGAUUCGAGAUAGAAGAGCAUUCGAAUUGCUAGUAUUACUAUCUUCCAGUAUUUCGAGUAAAGCGGUUCGCGACUUUAAAAUAGAGAGAGAGAGAGAGGCACGACGGCGAAGUUGUCGUCGUUAUUAUCAUUUUACUAUCACGAUGUUUCUCGCGUUUAUUCCUUUUCUUUGCACUAUCGUUGCUACCCAAGCCGAAAUUUUCACCAAUAGUUUCCUCGUUAAAAUGAGACAACCGGCUGAGCGAUAUUUGGCUGAUCAAGUUGCUGUUAGAAACGGAUUCGUCAAUCUUGGACCGAUCCUAGGAAGUCAAACGGAAUAUCAUUUCGUUCACAAAGCUCUUCCACAUGCGCGAAGUAAAAGAUCUGUACCACAUAUGCGACGUUUGAAGGUAGAUCCAUUGGUGCAUACGGCCGUGCAGCAACCUGGGUUUAAAAGAGUGAAACGAGGUUACAACACACUCACCGUGGAUAAUCUCGCAUCUUUGUACGAAAUUAAAAAUUCAGCGGAUUUAGCACGUAGAAAUCCUACCGAUCCUUACUUUCAAUAUCAAUGGUAUUUAAAAAAUACUGGGCAAAAUGGCGGUAAACCUAAAUUGGAUCUCAACGUUGAAGCUGCUUGGGCUCAAGGGGUUACUGGAAAAAAUGUCACUACUGCAAUUAUGGAUGAUGGCGUUGACUAUAUGCAUCCAGAUCUGAAGUAUAAUUAUAACGCUAAAGCUUCUUACGACUUUAGCAGUAAUGAUCCAUAUCCGUAUCCGAGAUAUACGGACGAUUGGUUUAACAGCCAUGGUACCAGAUGUGCUGGCGAAGUUGCAGCAGCUAGAGAUAACGGAGUUUGCGGUGUUGGUGUGGCAUACGAUUCGAAGAUCGCCGGAAUACGGAUGCUGGAUCAGCCUUAUAUGACUGAUUUAAUCGAAGCAAAUAGUAUGGGCCACGAACCUGACUUGAUCGACAUUUAUAGUGCCUCUUGGGGACCAACGGAUGAUGGGAAGACCGUUGAUGGACCGCGAAAUGCGACCAUGAGGGCCAUCGUACGUGGGGUUAACGAGGGUAGACAAGGUUUAGGGAAUAUUUAUGUCUGGGCUUCUGGCGAUGGAGGCGAACAGGACGACUGUAAUUGCGAUGGAUACGCAGCGAGUAUGUGGACUGUGAGCAUAAACAGUGCUAUUAACGAUGGUCAAAACGCUCAUUAUGACGAAAGUUGUUCCAGUACGUUAGCUUCCACCUUUAGUAAUGGCGCCAAAGAUCCAAACACGGGUGUGGCUACAACUGAUCUUUAUGGGAAAUGUACGACGACUCAUAGUGGAACAUCAGCUGCGGCGCCGGAAGCUGCUGGGGUAUUUGCUCUCGCCCUCGAAGCCAAUUCACAGUUGACUUGGAGGGACAUUCAACACUUAACGGUAUUGACUUCAAAAAGGAAUUCAUUGUUCGAUGCUAAAGGACGAUUUCAUUGGACUAUGAACGGUGUUGGACUAGAAUUUAAUCAUCUUUUUGGUUAUGGUGUUCUUGAUGCAGGCGCUAUGGUGGCUUUGGCUAAAAAGUGGAAAACUGUACCACCUAGGUAUCACUGUGAAGCCGGUUCCGUCAUCGAACCACAGAAAGUUACCAAUGAACGUUCCGUACUGUUGAAAAUCAAGACCGACGCUUGUGCUGGUACGGAAUAUGCUGUUAACUACUUAGAGCAUGUUCAAGCCGUUAUUUCCGUAAAUGCGACCCGUCGAGGAGACCUCGAGUUGUUUCUAACUUCACCGAUGGGAACUAGGUCAAUGAUAUUAAGUCGCAGAAUUAACGACGACGAUCGCAGAGAUGGAUUUACGAAAUGGCCGUUUAUGACAACUCAUACUUGGGGCGAAUAUCCUCAAGGAACUUGGUUAUUAGAGGUUAGUUUAAAUUCGCAAGUACCGCAGCAUGGUUGGAUUAGAGAAUGGACAUUGAUGUUACACGGUACCAGAGAACCACCAUACACUGGGUUACCAGCUGCAGAUCCGUAUUCGAAAUUGGCAAUCGUGAAAAAGGCUCACGAGGAACGUUCAAACGCGAUGUAACGAUAAACGACCGACAUUCAUAAUGGCCGCUCAAUCUUGAAAAUGUUUACGCGAAAUAAAUUUCCACAAUUUGAUUUAUUAUUCUUUUAUUUUUGCGUUCGUGUGUUCGCGUAUGUACGCGCGUGCUAUUAAGCAUCAAUUAUUCCUUUAUCUCAUUUCACAUAUAUACUUUUUCAUUUAUUUCAAGCUUGCAAAACGAAACAAUGAAACAGCUUUUUUUUAUUUUUAUUUCAAUCGCACGAACAUUUUCUGGAGCUAAAUUUAAAAGAGAAUUUUCAACAUUAAAAACCCGAUGAAAUUCGACAAACGAGGAAUAAUAAAUUAAACGAAAGAAAAAAUAAAAAAGAAAGAACAAAAUUUACUUAUCCAAUGUACACACAAAAUAUGGAAUAGAUUUAUGAAACGUUAAAAGUAACAAUAACAAAAGCAGCAACAAUAAUAAUAAUUAUAAUGCUAUUACUAGUAUUACUAAAAAGAAAAUAAUGCAAAAGAAUAUACACAUACAUAUGUCACAAACGCGCGUUUUUGGCUCUUACGAAACAAAUAAAAUAUAUAUUAAGAAUGAUUGGGAAUUAUAUAUAAAUGGGGAAAGAAAUUGAAAUUUCACGAAAAUCAAUAAUAUGUAUGUAAUAAAAUACAAUGAAAUUUGAUUUAUUCUAUUCCAAUGUCGAGCGAAUUUGAGCCUGACGCGCGUAGUAGUCUUUUUGGGAACAAUAAUAAUUUAUUGUAUAAAAGAAAGUCGUGCUCGUGUUAAAUCAACGAGCCCGUCCAACAAUUUUAACAGAGAUAUUACAUUAAAUUUGUUCCUUAUCAGGGUCUCCUGGCGUCUUUAGAGUCGACUGUAAUGAUUACCAGUGCGAGAUGUUACUGUGAGAGGAAGAUUGUAUGAUACAAUGAAAAAUAAAGAUAGAAAAUCUUUGUUGGUCCAUGUGUGCCAAUGUUCGAGUUAUAAACUAAAUCUAAUUUUAAACAUUUUAACGAAGAAUAGUUUAGUUGUUCUUAUUCAAAUGAUCGCUGGCGAUCCAUUUAUCGAUAAGUUCAUUUGUUCAUACAUUUAUUUUCACGAUUUUAAGACUAUCUUUUAUUCGAUACAUGAAAAAUGCUUUCUUGUAUUAUUUUGUUUCUUAUUAUAAUUGUUCGUAUACUUAUAUAAGAUUAAAUAUAAAUGUAUCGUUGACAAAGGUUUUAGUAUCUUGCAUGUUAAAUGCACAGAAUGAACCGUAUAUUGAACCCUUUGCGGACUACGUAUGUAUAUGUUUUUUCUAAACCAUCAAUUUGGCCGACGAACAACAGUGAAAACAUAUCGCUGUGGUUGAGAUUGGCACAUAUAUAUUUAACAAUUAAAAUGAAAUAAAAAUUCUGAUCUGGCAAUUUGCGACGUCUGCAAAGGGUUACAAAAAUUCUUAAUUAAAAAGAUUAUCUAUGGAAUACGCAUUUUACAUGCAUAAACAUCUUUUUAAAUUAUGCAAGAUUAAGAUAGAAUCUUUAGAAACCAUUACUAUAGAAAAAAUUCUUAAAAUUAAUAUAACGUAUAGUAUGAUUCAACCUGUAUAAAAAACAUAAUUGUGUAUUUAAUUAAUCACAUAUAAAAUAUCGCUUAUAUUCUUCUUUACCGAUCAAUACUUCUUGUCCUUUUUCGAUCAUAUUAUUCAAAUAAUAAGUACAAAAAAAAAGAUAGUAAAAAUAAAAUUAAUUCAACUAUAAUAAUCAUGGUAUAAUAAUUAAUUAAAUCAAAAUAAUACAAAAUAAUUCAUUAAGAAAUCCUAUUAAAACGCACGAAUUUUUCCAAAUAACGUGUAUGCAUAUCUACUAUAUUGUUUGUAUUUGUUGAAAAUUACCGAAAAAAAGGACCAGCAUACAUAUCGACGAUGAUCCAUAAAUCUAUCUUACUAUUUUGCACAAACUAUUAUAAUAGUAACAAGUUUACGAUUUUACCGAAUUUUAGAUUAAGGGGUUUCGCCAUUUUUUAAAAUGAUAUAAGCAAUUCGUAAUUAUUUCUUUCUAGUUUGUUUUUCGUGUAUUUUCAUAUCCUGAAACAUUGAAAUAUUUCAUUAUCAUUACAUUAAUUUAUAAUUAUACAAUUGUUAAUUCUAAUAAAUUCGAUCGUAGAUUAUCUUACAUUAGAAACGAAAUUGUUAGAUUUCGGUAAUGGCAAAAUCUCUUAAUUAACAUUCGAUUUUAUUAUAUAAAAACAGAAACGUAACGAAUCGAAAACUCAAAAAAGCGCCGAUGUUUGUACGCAUGGACCAAUUAGAUGAAAGAAUGUUAUUUAUUUAUAGCAUAUUUUAAAACAUAAAUUUUCGCUUUUGCUUGAGUAACUCAACGAUUUAUUAAAAAGGUUAAAGAGAAAACAAUAUAUAGAUUGUAAAAAGAUGCAGUAUAUAUAUUAUAUCAUAUAAGUGUUGUACGCGCGUUUAUCAAAGUUUAUACUUUAUGAAUCUGACAUGAGUGUUUCGCAACACUAUUCGCUAGGAUUCAUGGCCAAAGAUCAUUUUACUGUGUUUACAUUGUUCUAACGCUUUAUCAAGUUAAGCUAUACAGUUGUUGGGUGCUGAUGAAAGGUUUCCUACGAAACGUUGGACUUCUUUUAAGCUAACUUAAAUUGCAUCAAUGAAAUACAUAUGUAUUUACACAGUAGAACCAUUAAUAUCUCACUUUAGUUUUGAAAAUAAUUAUUUUGCAAUUUAUUUUUCAUUAUUAUGAAGAAAAUAACAAAUUCUAUGUAGAAUAUAUUUGUUAUGUCAACAAAUAUUUAAUAGCAAUAUUUGGAUUGUUAUAACAAAAAUAAAGAUCUAUAAAAUAUCUGCUACAAUUACGAAUUAUUUGAAAAUUUGAUUUUUAUCAUUUUAUAAAUUACUCUGAAACUUUUUCCGAUUAAUUAUCUAGAAAAAAUAAAACAUUAUAUUUAACACAUUCGAUUCAAAAAUAAUAUACAAUGUUGAACGUUUAGAUAAAGAAGGUUCUACUGUAUUGUGCAUAACGUUGAUUGUUUAAUCAAUAAAACAAAGAAAAAUGUCUAUUAUUAUCUGUAAGACAAUACCGUUUUCAUAAUUAUUUGUUAUUCCGUUCGACAUACUUCUGAACCAGAUCUUUCUUCGUUAAAAAAUCAAUAAAAUUUAUAAAUUGUUACAAAAUAAGAUAAUCUAAACAAUAUUUUAAGUUACGUAUUGUAAUUAUGCAAAUGUUUGUUAAUGCUCGUUGAUCGGAUUAAAUUGGAAAAAAAAAAAAGAAAGAAAGGGUGGAUUAAUGUAUGUGUAUGUACUUGUAAUACGUAUGAAUAUAUGCAUGUAUGAGAGAGAUAGAAGGAAGAAAGAGAAUUUAGAAAUAUAUAUCUAUUUUCAUUCUCGCGUUUUAAGAUAAUUCACCAUGAAACGUAAAAGAAUUAACAAAAAAAGUUUACAAGAUAAAUUUUAUGUAGGUAUAUUAGAGAGAUGUAGAGAUCAAAGUUUUAUGAGAGAUAUACAUAUAUAUACAUAUACAUAAACAUAAAAAUAAUACAUACUAUAUAUUUAAAGUUAAAUUGAAAGUUUAAUCGAAAACCUUAUUCUAUAGAUAAUGUACGUGACAACAAAAACAACAGUAACAACAACGACAACACAAAUAAACUGUUUAUUUUUUGGGG